Molecule: messenger RNA, 675 nt
Organism: Culex pipiens pallens (northern house mosquito)
Lineage: Eukaryota; Metazoa; Arthropoda; Insecta; Diptera; Culicidae
Exons: 1
Coding region: 1-675 (224 amino acids)
Source: RefSeq, a predicted model, not a curated record
AUGUGGUUCGCCCAGGCCGAAUCGCAGUUCAUCCUUGCGAACGUUACCAAGGACUCGACCAAAUACCACCACAUCGUGGCGAAGGUGGACCAAACAGUCAUCUGUCACAUCGCCGACUUGGUUGCGCAGCCGCCGGAGAAUGACAAGUACAAAGCCGUCAAAGAACGACUGAUUGCCAGGUUUGCCCUCUCGCCGGAGGCCCGUAUGGAACGGCUGCUGGGAUCGGCUGAUCUCGGGGAUCUGCGACCUACGCACUUGCUGUCAAAAAUGCAAGAACUGGCUACGGGACUAAACAUCGGUGACGCAAUGCUCAAGAUGCUCUUCUUGCAACGGAUGCCGGCGCAGAUUCGCACUAUUUUGAGCAUCAGCGAUAGUGCCGUGGACAAGUUGGCCGAAAUGGCCGAUAAGAUGACGGAGUUUCCACAAACCUCAGCCGUAUCCUCGACCAGCUCCCACACCUCAACUGAUCAACUGGAACAGUUGGAACAGAAGCUGGAAGUUCUCAGCACGGAGUUUCGUCGACUCAGAGCGAACCCCAACCAGAAACGGUCUCGCUCGGCAUCUCGAUCCAGAACACCUUCUAUGGGUGGAGAGUUGUGCUGGUACCACAAGAAAUACGGCAAUGCAGCUGAACGCUGCAAGCAGCCAUGCAGUUUCAACGUGUCAAAAAACUAG